AUGGUGAACUCAAGAGAGAACACCCCUACCGGAAGUCCAUCCCACUCAGAAGGAAACUUAAGUGACAAUCUACCGCCACCAACGAUAGACAAAUCAUUACCCGCCGAAGACAGGGACAAAUCCGUCCCUCCGAGGAGCCCAUCUGCCUCGCCGCGAAGAUCCACUUCGCCACGACGAUCUCCAUCACCAAGAAAGAUGAGAGCGCUCCACCGUCCGAGCCGCUCGAGGAAAUCCUCCUCGAGUGACAAACCCCGCAGCUCGAAGAGAUCCUCUUCGAGCGACAAGCUCCGCAAGCUCAUAGAGAAUCUCGUGAAGCCGCUAGCCAAAGGUUUCAAAACAAUGCGAGCACAGCAGAAGAAGACUCAGGAGCAAGUCGAGGCCCUUGCACGAGAAGAUGACGAGGGACCGUUGGAUCCCGCUGCCGUGACGAUCAACGGGACCGCAAAUCAUCCUGCACGCUUUGGCCGACGAGCGGCCCUAGAAUUCGAACGAAUGAACCGUCGUCUCGACGAGGUCGAUUCUAAGGUCUAUCGCACCACCAGCUCAGCCCUGGAGUUGACGAAAGCACUCGCCGAUACCCGGAGGAGCCCACUCACACGCAGACUUCGCCAAAUCGAUCUGCAUGAAAGAGUCCGACUCAAAAUCGACUCCUACACCGGGGAAGAAGAUCCCAAAAAGUGGUUAACCGCGUUCAAUCUCGCCAUGACAAGGGAGAAAUACAAAUUCUAUGAUGAGAAAGAAGCCAUAUACAGUCAAUUAUUGGUCGAACACAUGGCGAAAGACGCCUUGACUUGGUUCUCUAACCUCCCAGCCGAGUCGAUCGACAACUUCGACGACUUGACUAGUGCUUUCCUAAAGCAUUACUCCAUGCACAUGACCCGAGUCACACGAAAUAUGUUCACUACGACGCAUGCCCAAGGUGAACCCCUACCUAGCUUCAUGGAGAGGUUCAAGCAAGCAGCUCGCGACACGGCGACAUGCCCGACGCGUCCCAUUGGAAGCACUCCGUAA
This is a messenger RNA of Microthlaspi erraticum, 1011 nucleotides long. The record is from the annotation of a GenBank genome assembly. Lineage: Eukaryota; Viridiplantae; Streptophyta; Magnoliopsida; Brassicales; Brassicaceae.